GUAUGGAGCGUCAGAGACCGCCCGUCAACAGCCUCUGGUAGCCGUUGGGGAACUUGAGAGCCAGGCAUCAGUUGGCGCGCGUCCUCCGCACUCGGCGGUUCUCCGGUCGCGAUAAAGUCGCGUACCUCAAUGUCACUCGGACUAGGGAUUGUGAUUGGGCUUGUUUCCAUGGGUCCGUGCGCCUAUCGGAUAAUUCCUUAGAGAGCUUUUGAAGGAAUAUAUGGAAAUUUACAAACUUGUUGUAGCCAUGACGCUGAUGAGUGUUGAAUUAUUGAAAGAAGGAACUUUUUACCUGAUGGUGAUGUGUGGGAAUCAUUCUACCUAACGUUGAAUUCAGUGGACAUAUAGAUUUUGAAGCUUCUUAUACGACGCAUCAGAUGUGGUGCUUUCCUAGAGACAUGGAGAUACUCGUAUAGUAGCUAGACAAUGACCAACACCAGUGUCGACGGCGCCCCAAACGGGGCGCAGAUGCAGGUGGAAUACAUAGGCUAUGCCCAAGAUGGGGUGAUAGAGCAUGGGGUUGAAGACACCAUGAGUCCUGAGAUCGAGUACAUGGGACACAUUGCCUACAGCGUCGUCGCUCCGGUCAUCAUCAGCUUUGGAAUUCUGUCCAACACGGUGAACCUUGUGGUCCUCACCAGGCCUUCUCUUAGAGGGCCUACGUUUAGAUAUCUCAAAUGGUUAGCAGUGGAUAAUUUGCUGGUCUGUGUUGUACUGCUGCCAUUCACUCUCCAUUCCCAUGUAACUCCAGUCCCUUAUCCAGCAGCUUUGUAUUUUGCCCAUAUAGAGGUGCCCGUGGGGAACGCCCUCAUAGCCUCCAGCGUCUACAUAGUAGUCGGUCUCAGCUUCGACAGAUUCGUGGCCGUGUGCUACCCCCGGAAAUACAGGAACCUCCACAGCCACUACGUGGCCUCCGUCAGGAUAGCGCUGUCCUUCAUCAUCGCCUUCAUCAUCUACAUUCCAAUGGCCUUCUACAAGAUAGUCGUGCCCCUGCAGGACUCGCCUGACAGAUACCUCAUCGAGGAAAACUUGGACCUGGUGUCGCAGAGGUGGUUCACCGUCUACGAAUACUUGUUGGAGAUUUGCGUCAGAUUUGCCCCAGCUGUCAUGCUGGCUGUCCUGAACACUUACAUCAUCAUCGAAUUCAAGAAGAUCAGCCGAAGAAGGCGCCUUCUUUCCCAGAACAUGAGCUGCGAAGUCUCAGCCAUCCCAUCGCAGUCUUACGGAGAACUGAACGCACCCAACACAGUCAUAGUGAACAGCUCCCCUCCGACGAACGUCCAGCCGGACGUGGUGUCAACUUGCGUCACCACCGAAGGGACACUGAACGCAGCCUCCAACUUGGCCCCUUCACCGAAGGAGACAGGUCACCUCGACGAUGGGAAUCAAGGGUCGAGUAUUCAGAACAGUUCCAACGGGGAACUGGUCUGCACUAGGAAUUCUUCGAGUAGAUCCCUCGGGAAAAUCGGGUCAGAUAAGGAGAAGAUCGGCCUCUCUAUGAUCAAUGUAGAAGGACCUCCCAUCCAAAACCCUCAGCCUCGGGGCAUGAGCGAGCGCAGGCACGACAUGGAACGCCGCCUGGUGUUGCUCCUUGUGUCCAUCAUCGUGGCCUUCUUUGUCACGAACAUUCCAGCGGCCGUGUUGUCUCUCACCUUCCGGGACGAGAAGAGGAGCAGCCUCAACUACCAGAUCUUCCGGGCGGUCGCCAACAACCUCGAGUUCCUCAACUUUGGGUUGAACUUCAUCCUGUACUUCCUCUUCAGCAAGGACAUCCGGAACGCCUUCACUUCUCUUCUGCGCAGGACUCUCGACAGAGUCAAAGAGAGGCUGGAAGGAUCCAGCAGCAAAUAUGCUGCGACCAACCUAUGAUAGGAAACAUUUUGGGAUUUUACUUUGAAGUCACCUCUCGUCAGUGCAGUUCGUUUACCAAGUGAAUGUUUGUUUGUUAUCCCUCGGGGUCAUAGACAUUCCCGGAGGUCAAAGGGAGGCCGGAAGAGUCUAGAAGUAAGCUAAGGUUCUUCUGAUGGUCAGUUUACUGCCGAGUCUUUACUCCAAAAGACUCCUGACAGACUCAAACCUAGACAACUGUAAACAGUGACAAUCCAGGUGAAAGUGGUGCUGCUUCUCAUUGUUUUGUCAUAAACCCGAUCCAGAAUUUCAAUUAUUCUAGUAACUUAAGACUGAUUUAAACAGUGAAAGGUACAACCGACUUACAAUUCCUUAUACUUAACUCCUUAAGAAGAUGUACUGCUGCUACUUAUGAGAUGAAUAUGCAUGUUAUUCAUUCCAAAUAGCGGCCGCCAAUUAAGCUUCCAUUCAUGUGAUGUAACUUAUAUAUAAUCUGAUGGGUAAAAUACCUGUAUCAUUUCGGUGUGUUGUCAGUGGCUGGGUUCGUUAAGACCUCGUCGUGAUAAAUGUAAACAAAAUUUGUGUGAUUCGUUGUAAUGUUUUGUGAAUUAAAAAGCAGUGAUCUUGUAAUAAUCAUGAUACAAAAUCUUUGAGCUAAAAAAAGCAAAGUACAAGCGUCAUCCACUCAAUCAAUUCAUGUAUAAUGGAUGUGGUCAUUAGCUAUACCUGUGUAUGUAUCAUUAUAAUUGUAUUAUUAUUGAAAAGAUGAAAUAAUGCAGUAUUUAUGUCAGAAAAUUUUUUUAAAAAUUUUGUACUUAGGAACUCUCUCUCUCUCUCUCUCUCUCUCUCUCUCUCUCUCUCUCUCUCUCUCUCCUCUCUCUCUCUCUCUCAUAUGUAAAUUAUAAUUUUGUAAAUAAUAAAGAAUUUCUCUUCUCUCACAUUUAAUGCUGAUUUAGUCAUUUAUCAUAUUCUUUGAUUUUACUUAGCAUAAUAUGAAACAGACAUAAGUACAUUUAUGGAAAAAAGUCAAAUCGAUCAUUAUUUUUUAAGGCGAAUAGAAUAUAACUUUUAAAAGUCACACUCAUUAUAAUAUGUAUUACUUGUUUAAAAUUACGUGGACUUCAAAUACUGUCUGGAAAUUUAUACUAAUUUAUGUUAAUUAUGGCAAAUAUCCCAGCAAAUGAAUUAUUCAGUAAAAAUAUAGGGUGGACUGUUUCUCUAUAUUCCAAUUUAUAGUUUUUUUUUUUUAAUUAAACGAUUUUCGAACAGAUCUGUGAUAGAACUUACGAAGUGCAGACAUUUAUAAAGACUGCUUCUAUCCUAAAAGAUGAUGUUUAACUCCAAAACUGAAGGAGAUUAUAGUUUAUUUUCCUUUUUUAGCCUCCCUUUUCAGUCUCUAAAUAUAUUAGUAUUACCAUUUUCCUAAUUAGUCUCCUAAGCAAAUCAUGUAUAUAUGUAAUUACAUAAAAUAUCGCAAUCUAUGUAUUUAUUUGUAAAUAAUGGCAUGAUAUUUUAUUUAUAAUACACAUAGUAGGGAUUAUUAUUAGUUACAUAAAGGUGUCAUAAGCUUUAAUGUCAGAAACAAUUUAAUGUUUCCAUUAUUAUUACAUUUUUCAUUAUCUGCUUUGUGAAUUGUAUAUUUUCACUUUCCCUCAUUAAUUUCAUUUGCGUUUUCUCUCUCUCUCUCUCUCUCUCUCUCUCUCUCUCUCUCAUUUGUAAAAAAUUACAUAAUUUGUCAGUAAAAUCCAUCAGUGACUUUGUUGUAAAUGAAUACAGUGUCUGUAUGUUGGCAUAAAAAGAUUUUAUUUCGUUUUAUAUGGGAUUACGUGGUAUGACAAUGCGUCUAUCUACUGUGGCAUUGGAAACCAAUGCCAGGUUCCCCAAGGUUCGUACGUGGGGUACAGCUGGGGUUUAUGUGCUGAUCUUCCGUAUAUGUUCCGUCUCCGGGACAUUGCGAAAGGGGAAAUUACCUUUCUCCAUUAUAAAUGAAUCAGUGCGUGAAUAUUCUAUUAGAACCAGGUGUCCAUAGUGUAUUUUGUUCAGUCACAUUGUAAUAAAAUAUUCAUAAUGUAUUAUUGUUUCUUACAAUGUAAAUCUUUACUCUCUUUAGGUUUUUCGUUUCUUUUCUUCAUUUGCUUCUUCCUUCUGUCUAUGUAAGAAAUGGAAUGAAAAUUAAUAAAAAAAAAAUAAUCUCAAAACGUAAAAGAACACAAUCAUGGAUGUCAAGAUCAAAGAAGGUA
Macrobrachium nipponense is the source of this 4088-nucleotide messenger RNA. RefSeq names its product probable G-protein coupled receptor AH9.1. NCBI's taxonomy places the organism in Eukaryota, Metazoa, Arthropoda, Malacostraca, Decapoda, Palaemonidae. Gene Ontology annotation, biological process: G protein-coupled receptor signaling pathway. The transcript is spliced from 7 exons. Bases 427 to 1869 code for a protein of 480 amino acids. Gene Ontology annotation, cellular component: membrane. Gene Ontology annotation, molecular function: G protein-coupled receptor activity. The record is from RefSeq and is a predicted model, not a curated record.